CGAGUGUAUAAAUAGCAGAUGUUUGGGUCUUCCCCAUUCAGGCAGGAGUAUAUAUAUAUAUACACAUAGAUUCAUCAAACUUGUUUGGGAAGUUCUGUAAUUAAGAGCAGCCAUGGGGUUUGGAGAGGCAAUUAUGCAGGGAGGAGUCAAGAAGGCCAACACUGGAAAAGCCUCAAUCAUGGCUAUAGGCAAGGCCUUCCCUCACCAGCUUGUAAUGCAAGAAUUUCUGGUUGAUGGGUAUUUCAAGAACACCAACUGUGAUGAUCCAGCCCUCAGGCAGAAGCUCACUCGACUCUGCAAGACAACGACAGUGAAAACGAGAUAUGUGGUCAUGUCUGAAGAGAUCCUAAACAAGUAUCCAGAGCUCGCCAUUGAAGGACUUCCCACGGUGAAGCAGCGUUUGGACAUCUGCAACUCAGCUGUUACCCAAAUGGCAUUAGAAGCCUCGCGGGUUUGCAUCGAGAAAUGGGGCAGGUCCACGUCGGAGAUCACCCACCUGGUUUAUGUUUCAUCGAGUGAAGCCCGGCUGCCCGGAGGCGACCUUUACCUGGCGAAAGGCCUCGGGCUGUGCCCGGACACCCAACGGGUCAUGCUCUACUUCUCCGGCUGCUCCGGUGGGGUUGCCGGCCUUCGUGUUGCGAAGGACAUUGCAGAGAACAAUCCAGGCAGCAGAGUCCUACUUGCCACGUCAGAAACAACCAUUAUUGGGUUCAAACCCCCGAGCGUAGACCGCCCUUACGACUUGGUAGGGGUGGCUCUUUUUGGUGAUGGGGCUGGAGCCAUGAUUAUCGGGUCAGACCCGGUUCAAGAAACAGAAAGGCCUCUCUUUGAACUUCACACAGCUAUACAGCACUUUGUCCCAAACACAGAAAAGAUCAUUGAUGGAAGGCUUACUGAAGAAGGCAUAAGCUUUAAGCUGGAAAGGGAGCUUCCCCAGAUAAUAGAAGAUAACAUUGGGGAGUUCUGUGAGAAGCUGAUCGGGGUCGCAGGGUACACUCCGGAGGACUACAACAAGCUGUUUUGGGCAGUCCAUCCUGGUGGGCCCGCGAUCCUUAACAGGCUCGAGAAGAAGUUUGAACUUUUGCCAGAGAAGCUCAGCGCGAGCCGGCGAGCUUUGGCUGAUUAUGGGAAUGCCAGCAGUAACACUAUCGUGUAUGUUCUGGAGUACAUGUUGGAGGAGAAGAACAAGAAAAAUCAACCAGAAGAAGAAGAAGCAGAUUGGGGGUUGAUACUGGCUUUUGGUCCUGGAAUCACUUUUGAGGGCAUCCUUACUAGGAAACUCACUGCCUGAAAGUUAACCUAAGAGCUUAUAAAAAAGAGCAUGGAGCUUA
This is a messenger RNA of Cuscuta campestris, 1331 nucleotides long. The record is from the annotation of a GenBank genome assembly. NCBI's taxonomy places the organism in Eukaryota, Viridiplantae, Streptophyta, Magnoliopsida, Solanales, Convolvulaceae.